AUGUUAGGCCGAAAACGCGCAACGUUCCCGAAUCAGGCCAUUCGGAAGACCGGGGGUGUCGUCCGUAUGGGCGACGGGCUGCCGACUGUUCUCCAAGCCGGACUCCACGGCAAGAAGAUUGAUAUCGCCGAAAAUGGGGAUCAGCGCCGUGGAGAAUCCCGCCAGAUCAUCGAUGGCAUCGUGCCCGAUAAGACGGCGCAAUUGCAGGGCGAUCCGCGAGCCUGGGGAGAUUGUGACGUUGCCGCUGAGCAAGGUGAUAGUUUCGAUGGACAGAUACCAACGCCACAGCAGCAAUGUCGAUUCCGCCAGAGGAUGUCCGGCCCCUCGGGCGGUGUGCAGGCGAUGCGAGAUGACGGCGGCGGCGCCGUGCAGAUGCGAUCGCCACGAGCCGGGGCUACGGCCGUCGGAGACAAUGUCAGCGGUGCAGAGGGUUAG
Molecule: messenger RNA, 435 nt
Organism: Ophidiomyces ophidiicola
Lineage: Eukaryota; Fungi; Ascomycota; Eurotiomycetes; Onygenales; Onygenaceae
Exons: 2
Coding region: 1-435 (144 amino acids)
Source: RefSeq, a predicted model, not a curated record